Messenger RNA from Oncorhynchus mykiss (rainbow trout), 3292 nucleotides. RefSeq names its product alpha-2,8-sialyltransferase 8F. The record is from RefSeq and is a predicted model, not a curated record. Gene Ontology annotation, biological process: N-glycan processing; oligosaccharide metabolic process. Lineage: Eukaryota; Metazoa; Chordata; Actinopteri; Salmoniformes; Salmonidae. Gene Ontology annotation, molecular function: alpha-N-acetylneuraminate alpha-2,8-sialyltransferase activity.
UAGCGCGCACCACCACUAACUAGCUAGCCAUUUCACAUCCGUUACAUAAGGUCAAAGGUAUUAGUGCUCCCCGUUUGAGGGUUUUCUUACAAGACUUGUCUUCAUAAUUAGUGUUAAAAUCUCCCAUUAAGAUGACCUCUUUCCCAAAAUCACAUUCCCUAAGCAUGUUAUUAAACUGAUCAAAAAGCACACUUUUGGUGGACGGUGGCCUGUACAUUCCGAUAAGGGUAAAAGACAUUUGGGGAGACAGUGUAAAGUUCAGGCCAAUACAUUCUAGUUCAUUAUCACAUGACCAAUCAAUUUGUUUACAUCAGAUAUGUUAUUUAAUGUAAAUCAUCACACCCCCUCUUCUUCAUUCAGUCCUGUCUCUCCUGAAAACAUUGUAGCCAGGCACAAUCAAAGCAGCAGAUGGAGAGGCAGAGGAAGUGAAGGUUGGAGCCUGUGAGAAGAUGUUGAAUUGUAUCACUUUUUGGAAUGGCACUGCAAAUGUUCAAGUGCCCCCCUAGUAGUCUCUUGGGUUUAGCUCGCGGGUCCCAGAUUACUCGAGAGUUAUUGACGUAUUGAAAAAAGUUACAUUUUCUGUGUUUAGGCCGUUUUGAUUAGGGGCAGUUCAGUAGUGCAAUUACCUAUCCCUUCCGCUUGCACUGGAUGCGGGGAACUAAGUAAAAACAUGCGUGGGUAUCGCGUAUAGGUAUAGCGACUUGGAUAUGUUUGGAGUGCUAAAUGUAAUCUUGGACCCGGAUGACUCGAGAGAAAUCAUGGGACCAUAGCGCUCACCCACUUCCGCGGUGAUUAGAGGAAGCGGCCAUCCACUGCUUUCAACUCCGAGAUGGGUUCUUGGACUCUGUCCAGAAGAGGUUGCAGUGUAGAAGACUGCGAGAGAAACUAGUGACCAUGACAACUAUGAAAAAAGUGGACAUUGGCCUGUUCUCUCAGGAGGUGAGAGGGCUAAUGAACUGUCCCUGGAGACUCAACCUCACCCACAGAGAACUACACAGGACAGAGUUGUGGUCAUGCUGUAACGCUUCUGAAAGGCUGAUGGUGACCAGACAGAACACCAAUCAGAACCAGAGUCUGACUUAUGAUGCAGAGAAGUGGAGGAAGAGAAAGGUGGACCAAGCACUAUGGGACAUGCUGCCUCAGACCGUACCCUGGAGUAAAGGUUCGUUGAGUCGUUGUGCCGUGGUGGGAAGUGGAGGAAUCCUGCAGAACAGCAGCUGUGGAGCAGAAAUAGACAAUGCUGACUAUGUCAUCAGGUUUAACCUGGCUCCUAUCAACAAGAGUUAUGACGUGGGAGUGAAGACAGACCUCAUAACGGCCAACCCUUCCCAGAUCAAUAAAAGAUACCCUGACCUCCAGCGGAACCCUGGACCUCUGGUGGAAGUCAUGUCAGCCUAUGGCCACACCCAUCUGCUUCUCCACGCCUUCUCUUUUGGUUUUGGGACCUCCCCCUGCUUCAAGGUGUACCACGCCCUCCGUAAGGCCUGCACCCAACAGAAAGUGGUGUUCUUUCACCCAGACUACCUGCUUAAGCUGGACAAGUUCUGGCGUCACCGCGGGCAACGAGCCCCACGGCUCUCUACUGGUAUGAUGCUGGCCAGCACUGCUCUGGAGAUCUGUGAACAGGUUCAUCUGUAUGGCUUCUGGCCCUUCCCUCUGGAUCUAUCCAAAAAUACUUUGCCACAUCAUUACUAUGACAACGUUGGUCCAAGUCACUUCAUGCACGCCAUGCCUGAAGAGUUCCUGCUGCUACUACAACUCCACAGCCAGGGGGCACUACAGCUACAUGUUGGACCCUGUACACCCUAACAAGCAGAUGGUCAGGGGGCCAGAACAUAAUUAUAAUAAUUUGCACAGUGCAAAUUGACCACAACUAAGCCCAAAAAUAGGUUAUAUUUGAAAAUAACAAUCAUUCCAACAAUCAUAACGUGUCUCUUUUUUAAGCACCAAAACAUCUCACUGUUGCCUGUUGCCGACCCCUGCCCUACACCCUAACCCCUUCAACUAUAACCUACAUUUUUCUAUUUAUUUGUUUUAUUUAGCCUUAUUUUAAUGGUGAGUUGACUGAGAAUACAUUCUCAUUUACAGCAACGACCUGUAACCUCUACACCACUACAACUCCAAAGCCAGGGGGCACUACAGCUACAUGUUGGACCCUGUACACAGGCAUAAGCGACACAAGUGGCUGCCAGGGGGCCCCCGAAACAACAGUAAUAACUGUCGGGGUCUCAACUUACAGUUGAGAGUUAGAAUAGUACAUGUUUUUGUUAGGGCUCUAUUCAAUCCAUAUCCCAGAAAUUCAGCAUUACAGCGUGAUUGAAAUUUAAAUGCAAUGUUCCCACAUUAGCAGAGAUUGCAUUUACGGUAAACACUGCAGAUGUUGGCUCAAUAGGAAAUUAGCAAUACAGAUUCAAUAGAGACCUUAGUCUUGCCAGUUAUCUAAACUGGUAGUCAUCAUGGCCUAAUACCGAUCGGGCACGUGCCCUAGGGCCCUGACCUCCAAAGGGCCCCCAUUGACCUUGUUUGUCACUCCAAUAUCAUUAACAUGAAAGUCAUUGCAAAAAAUAGUAUUGCAGGAAAUGUGCUUUAAAACUGCAAAAAAUGUUCUCUACCCUAAGGCAAAAUGGGUAAAAUUCCAGGACAUUAGCUUUAAAACGGCAAGAAUUUAGCUCUGCCCCAUGGCACAUUUUGUAGAAUUGCAUGAAAUGUGUUUUAAAAUUCAAAAGUUUUAUCUCCGCCCCAUGACAGAAUGUGUAGAACUACAAAAAACCUGCAGGGGGCCCCGCAACCAAAUCUUGCUUAGGGCUGGCCCUGCCUGUACACCCUAACCCCUUCACCAUAACUCCUACACUCUAACCCCUGUUAAUACAACUCCACAGCCAGGGGGUGAUACAGCUACAUACAGCUAUGUUGGACUGUCUGUAACAUACAUCCUAAAGAGUUAUUUAUACAUUGUUAUUAGUAUGCUGUGGUUUUAUAUUUUAUGGAAAACAUUCAAAUGUUAUACUACUUUUUGGAUUUCCUUCCUGUAUGGUUUUAAUUAAUUUAUCAAAUUAUUUAUACACUCCCUUGUGUGUGUCACUACAGACCCUGGUUCGAUUCCAGGCUAUAUUGUGAUUGGGAGUCCCAUAGGCCUGUGCACAAUUGGCCCAGCAUCGUUAGGUUUUGGCCGGGAUAGGCCGUCAUUGUAAAUAAGAAUUUGUUCUUAACUGACUUGCCUAGUUAAACAAAGGUUAAAUAAAAUAAUGAGUGCAUCCAUUGGUAUGUAUGUGCAUAUAUACAGACACACACA